GGGUUCGGGCGUUGUUGGCUGUGCUGGAGCUGAAGCCGGAGUCAGGAGUCCAGAGAAGCCGGAGCAGACGGGGCCGGGCCGGGCCGGGCCAGGGCCUGAGCACGGGACCGGAGUCCCAGGUCUCAGGUCCCAGGUCCUAGGGCGGGCAGGACCAUGGGGAAGCUCCAGCUCUUUGAGAUCUACCUCAGCAACAGCCGCGUCAUCUACAGUCCGGGGGAGCCGCUGUCCGGAACUGUGAACCUGCGGCUGGGAGCUGCGCUGCCUUACCGAGCCAUCAGGGUGACCUGCAUAGGAUCCUGUGGAGUAUCCAGCAAGGCCAAUGAUACUUCAUGGACAGUGGAAGAAGCAUACUUCAACAGUACAUUGUCCCUGGCUGACAAAGGAACCUUAUCUCCUGGAGAACAUGCCUUCCCCUUCCAGUUCCUGUUGCCAACCACAGCACCCACAUCCUUUGAGGGUCCCUUUGGGAAGAUUGUGCACCAGCUGCGGGCUGUGAUUGACACCCCACGCUUCUCCAAGGAUCACAAAUGCAGCCGUAUCUUCUAUAUCCUCAGUCCGUUAAACCUCAACACUCUCCCAGACAUCGAGCAACCCAACGAGGCCACGACCACCAAGAAGUUCUCUUACAAGUUGGUGAAGAGUGGAAAUGUCAUUCUCACUGCAAGCACCGACCUCAGGGGCUAUGUGGUGGGUCAGGUGGUCCAGCUCCGGGCAGAUAUUGAGAACCAGUCUGGCAAGGACACAGGGCCAGUGGUGGCCAGCCUUCUGCAGAAAGUAUCCUACAAAGCCAAGCGCUGGAUCUACGAUCUCCGGACAAUCGCGGAAGUUGAAGGCUCGGGGGUGAAGGCCUGGAAGCGGGCCGAGUGGCGGGAACAGAUCUUGGUGCCCGCCCUGCCGCAGUCAGUGUUGCCUGGCUGUAGCCUCAUCCACAUAGACUACUUCAUCCAGGUCUCACUGAAGGCACCUGAAGCAACAGUGAACCUACCUCUUUUCAUUGGCAACAUUGCAGUGAAUAGCCCUCCUCUGAGUCCUGGCCUGUGCCUGUCCGGGCUCCCACCUCCCCUGGUGCCCACUGCGCCACCCGAGGACUUGGACGCGGCGGCCAGUGGGCCUUGUCCUGUGGCCCAUGUCUCCCUCCCUACCAAGAGCCACUCCCAGCAGCAGCAACAGUCUGCAAGGCCCUUCAGCUACACGGCCGGCCUGAGCUCCCCGGAGGCUGAGCCAGGCCCCGAGGAGGGCUCCCCCGGCCGCCGGCGGCCGCCCCUCUGCUUGUCCACUGGUGCCACCGUUCCCUACUUUGCUGAAGGCCCUGUGGUACCUGUGCCUACUGCCAGCAACCUGAUCUUGCCACCGGAGUACAGCACAUGGGGCUAUCCCUACGAGGCCCCCCCCUCCUAUGAACAGAGCUGCAGCAGUGCCAACCCAGGUUUGAGCAACGGGAACUGACUUGUGGAUGCUUCAGCCCUUCUAGACGGCCUCCCAAGGCCCUUGUCUCCGGCCAAGUCUCCUGUGCUGGGAAGAGGAGGAAGGUUUGGCCUGGAGGAAUGAACCCCACCCCCUCGGGGCCAUCUGACCUCUGACUUUGUAUCUUCUUGGAGAGUCCCCCAUGCCUUAAACCCUGGCCUCUCUGCCUGGCCCCUGGGGCUAUUAUUCUGUGGUCUUGGGGCUCCAGUCAUACUGUGUACCCCCAUUUCCCAGGUAGGCUCUAGGGCCCGAGAAGGGCUGCCAUCCAACCUGGCUCAAGUGCAGGGAGGGCUGAUUUGUUUAAGGGCAGGGUCGUCUUAUUCCCAGGACUCAAUCAUCCUGGGGAAACUUUCACUGGCUCUCCCUCUCGUGCCUUUUCUUCUGGGCUCUUGCUGGGUAAGUUAAUCUCACUGUUGUAGCCCUGGCUUCCUCGGAAAGCGGGAAGAGCUCUGCUGAAAUUCUAAUAUGGCCAGGGUCUGUCCAUUGUGCAACCAGAGCUGGGGCAGGAGACACCAGCAGGUAGUUGUACCUUCCUGUCCCCAGGUGGGACUAGGGAGAGAACUGGGCUGCCUAUCCACCAUUCUCCCUGACUUCUGACUGGAUUGUAGCCUGUAAUUUCCCUCCCCUUGACUAAUACACACACACGCUGGUGCUCAACGCUUUCUCCCUUUUAGACUGAGGUUUCCCUUAGGAGCUUCUCCUGGGGCAUGCUUAGGAUAUGGUGGUCCGUUUCCUUGUGUCUGGGAGAGCCAGCAGCACGCUGAUGAUCUGUAACCCAGAAACCCUGGCCUUUGUCUUUGGGCAUGGGCUCAGUGAUUUUUGGCUCCAGUCUGGCCAAUGCCUCUUUAAAGCCCGUGUUAUGCAAGAGGUUGCUUGGCAAUUUGGCUCCUGGGGGCCAAACUGGUCUCAAGCUUGAGGAAGGCUUUAGGAGCUAUUGGGAGUCCUGUUACUUCCCAGGCUCUGUUUUAUUCAGCCCCCUCCUCCCCUUCCUGUUUCUUCAGGUAUUUAUUGAUAAACAUAUACCCACACACACACAUACACUGACACACACAUUUCCUUCCAGCCUUGGAGGCAUGAAAAUCUACAUGUAAAUAAAGUCUUUGUUUUGUAA
Molecule: messenger RNA, 2575 nt
Organism: Antechinus flavipes (yellow-footed antechinus)
Lineage: Eukaryota; Metazoa; Chordata; Mammalia; Dasyuromorphia; Dasyuridae
Gene: ARRDC1
Product: arrestin domain containing 1
Exons: 8
Coding region: 154-1446 (430 amino acids)
Biological process (GO): protein transport
Cellular component (GO): cytoplasm
Molecular function (GO): ubiquitin protein ligase binding; ubiquitin-like ligase-substrate adaptor activity
Source: RefSeq, a predicted model, not a curated record